CGUAUGAGGGCUAUAAAACGAAAAAGAAGAAUUUGACUUAAAUGACAGUUGAAGUAUAAACAAAAGUGAUUGGGUUAUUUUUAGUAUGUUGAAUUUUUGUAUAAAAUAGGCAUUAUUAAAAAGAAAAUGCUCACACCAAGAUUCAAAUUAUCACAAGAUGAUAGAAGUAUAACAAUAGAAAUUAGAGCUCCUUAUUGUUCAUUGCGUGAAUUACAGGUGGAAGUGGAUGAAAAUGUGUUCUUAUUUUUCUGCAAACCUUAUUUUCUGAGAUUGUUUUUACCUGGAAAAUUAAUUGAGAAUGAAAAUUACAGGAGUUCUUUUGAUUGUGAAUCAGGUGAAUUUACUUUUACUUAUGACAAAGCAGAAUAUGGAGAGCAUUUUGAAGACCUUGAUUUUAUAACCAAAUUUUUGGUUACCAGAGUUGAAACUACUUAUGAGAAUAAACCAAAUAUUUUAGUUAUCGAUAAUGAAGCUAAAUUACCUAAUGAAAGCGAUUUAUCUCAAGGAUUCGGUUUUGCAUUAAUGGGGCAUCGCAACUUUGUAGCAGUAAGUUCAGAAUUCAGUGAAGUUUUUGAAAUAGAUCCUAGUGAAGUCAAUUUAAAAGAGAGGCGAAAACUAAGAUUACAAUUUGAGCAAGGAAAGUUCGACAUGGGCCAUUAUUUAGCAGAUUAUAUAGAAAAUGAAGAUAUUCUGAGUCUGUUACAAUUAAAGACUCCUUGGAACGAUAUAAAAGAUGAUGAUAUAACUUUCAGUAACAAAGAACUAGACUUCUUAAAAGAUUUACCAAACAUAAAUUAUGAACUGUCAGAAUUACAAAUUAAGUAUGUUUUUAAUGGGUUAAUUGAUAUUUUGUAUGCAUAUUGUUAUGACGGACGAACUACAGACUAUGAUACUAAUUCAGAAUCAGGAUGGACUAUAGUUAAACUUUCUGCAACAUUAUGUUGGCUAGAUGCAUUUGAUAACACCAAAGACGUUUUAAUUUCAGCUUUCAGAAGAAGCGUUACUUAUCCACUAUUUAGAAAUUUUGAAUUGAGUUUAAAGGUGCUAGAAGAUUUAAAACAAUUAUUAAAGUUGAGUGACAAAUACAUAAUAAAAUGUCUGAUCCAAAUUUACUAUAUAUUUUUGGGAGGCGAUUGUUGCAGAUACAUUCUAAAUAACUUAUUUAUUAAAGAUUACAUAAUAUACAUUAUUAAUUGGGACAGAAACAGAUGGAGAGAAUUUUUGAAAGAAGUUGAUUCUUUGGAAAUUAAAAAAGAAGAACUAGGCUUUAAUUUGUUUGAAAUUGAACAAGGAUUUACCUUGGAAAAUAAAAUGGAAAAUUUGAAAAUUUCUGUUGUAAGUGAUGAUAGUGAUGAUGAAUCCUCAGAAUCAAGUGAUUCAGAUGAUAGUAGCGAGUCAGAAACUGAAUCGAGCAGUGAAUGUCAAUCUAAUACCGAAACAGUUGGUGAAAAAGAAAAAUACAUUACUACUGAUCUUUAAACAAGGUCUCUAUAUUGAAGUUUAACAUUGUUAAAACUCGAUGUUUUAAGGUCCUUGAACCCUUCUUAAUGCUCUAAGAAUCGACGAUUGUACUUAUAAGGAUCCUUCUUCAAUAGCUGCAGCACAUUAUGUAACAUUAUGAUUUUGGAGAAUGAGAUGAUUUAGAAACAUUGGGGGUAGCAAAAUUGAAGUAGAAUAUAAAUCCUAGAGUUCUUUCAUUAAAAAAAUUUGACAAAUUAUGAAUUAUGUAUUAAUUUUGCUAGGAGUAUAUAUAUAGUGUGAAUUUUAUUCCAAUAAGACUUUAUUUUAAAUUAAAAUAUCAUAUAAUUUUCACUAUAGGUAUUAAUAUGAAAAUUUUAAUCUGUAAUUAUAAAAAUACGUAUUAAAAUAUUUUCAUACUGAAA
Messenger RNA from Diorhabda carinulata, 1883 nucleotides. RefSeq names its product protein SHQ1 homolog. Gene Ontology annotation, biological process: box H/ACA snoRNP assembly. The coding region runs from base 127 to 1479 and encodes 450 amino acids. Gene Ontology annotation, cellular component: nucleoplasm; cytoplasm. The transcript has 2 exons. The record is from RefSeq and is a predicted model, not a curated record. Lineage: Eukaryota; Metazoa; Arthropoda; Insecta; Coleoptera; Chrysomelidae.